This is a messenger RNA of Cygnus atratus (black swan), 2191 nucleotides long. RefSeq names its product coiled-coil domain containing 126 (gene CCDC126). The record is from RefSeq and is a predicted model, not a curated record. The transcript has 4 exons. Bases 395 to 814 code for a protein of 139 amino acids. NCBI's taxonomy places the organism in Eukaryota, Metazoa, Chordata, Aves, Anseriformes, Anatidae.
GAGGGCUGCGGGGCAGCGCGGGGAGGGGGGGGGGCCGGGCUGUGCGCCGUGACGCAACGCGUCGCUGGGCGGGCGGAAGCGGCGCUAGCGGCUCUGUCAGAGCUCCCUGAAGAUGUCUGGCUUGUAUUGCUUCAAACUGUCUGGACAUUUACUGUUUAACUGCUGAAGCUUUCCAACCAUUUGUUCUUCUGAAGCCUUUGGCUAUCGAUGUGUUAGAAUUGGCUACUAUGGAAUCAAGACCAGCUAAACUGAGAAGAUGUGUUCAAGAUGAUCCAGCCAGAAGAUUUUUCACUUUAUAGAUAUCCUGGUUUUGUUUUAAUAUGUAAUACAAUUUGACUAAGUCAAGUUCAGUUACUUUUCCUGAAAUUAAGACACACCUGUGGCCUUCAUCAAGAUGUUUCUAACAUUUUCAAGAAAAAAUAUGUCCCAGAAACUGAGUAUGUUUUUACUGGUUUUUGGAAUCAUUUGGGGUUUAAUGUUGCUACGCUACACUUUUCAGUAUCCAAGACGUCAAAGCAGUGCCGAGUUGCGUGGUCAGAUAUUAGACCUAAGUAAAAGAUAUGUCAAAGCACUGGCAGAAGAAAAUAAAAAUUUAAUGAAUGGUGGCAGUGGAGCCUCUAUGGCAGGAUAUGCUGAUCUUAAGAGAACAAUUGCAGUUCUUCUGGAUGACAUCUUGCAACGCCUUGUGAAAUUGGAAAACAAAGUUGAUUACAUCAUUGUGAAUGGCUCAGCUACAAAUACCACUAAUGGAACUAACAAUCAGGCACCAGUAAAUUCAAGUAAACGUGCAAAAGCAGCAGGCAACAUUAGAUAGCAAAGCGGGCCACUUUGUCUUACUACAUCUAUGAUAGGUCAUAAUUAAGACAAGCUUUUUAUCUCUGGCUUGGGCAAAGUAGUAGCCGCCUCUAAAAGAAGCGUACACUAUUCUGUUCUAGAAUGCACUGGAUAUAUGUAGGCCUAACUUAUGUGCAUAAGGUUCUCAAAGCACUAUUUCAUUGCCCUUGAGCAGUGCUUCUAAAGUGAUCUUUGUUGUCUUCAAAAUAUUUUGAUAUCAUGAUUUGAUGUCGUAUGCCAUUGGAUAAUAAAUGGAAAGGAAUGGGGGACUUACAGGCAGGGUUAUAAAUGUAUUUAUUUAAGUAUAAAUAUAGCAUAUCUUUUGGAUAGGUGAGCAGCAUUGUAGCUUAUUCAUUUCUGUGAUCUGCUUUAAACAGAGGUAACUGAGGAAAACAUAUUGUUAAACAGAUGCUAGAAAAUGUGUAUACUUACAGUAUUUUAUUACUCAUUUACUGAAAAAUUAUUAAAUUGAGGAUAGCAUUGGGGGGUAAUGUUUUAGAAUUGUGACCCAAAGAAUGUCUUUAUUUGCACUAUCAGUCAGAAUAGCUAGAGAGAAUUUACUGUAUAUUUAAGAAAAUCCAGUAUAAUAGGAAAACAUUCUAGGUAGUAACACUGUCCAGGUAUAUCCUUAUGCCGGAAUUAGGGCAGUUAGAUUAUCAAAAGCAAAGCAUUAUCUGUGAUACCUUAUAUGAUGAUUUCGUAAAAGAUAUUUAAGUGUAUGUAUUUUGUAACUGCAGAUGAAACUAUUUAAGUGAUGGAAAUAAGUUUUAGAUAUGUGAAUACUGUUUAUUUUUAUUCACUGCUGUUUCUUUUUAACUUUUUAGUACUUUGCAGUUUGUGAUCAGUAUAGCACACCAUCUCCCUGAAAUGCUUUCUUGAUCAGGAGGGAGAGUGAUGAAGGGAGACAAGGCAUCUUUGCAUUUAACAGAGAUAUAUGUACUAAGGGUGUCUUAUCAUGGAAUAUUUCAGAGCUAAGGUAAUAUUUGCCUUAUGUCUAAGUUAGCCUUACAGCAAAGUGAAUUGCAGUGUGGAUGCACUGCAUUUGAAAACGUUACUGAAGUCUUAUUAAAGAGGAAGUGCCACUGAGCCUGUUUUUUAAAACAUAGUGAAUGUUUUGUGGGGAGGGAGGGUAUGUUCAGGGACUUUAGCCAAAAGUGUGCUCGUUGUUGUAUCGUUUUCUGUGGUGUUUUUUGUUUGUUUGUUUUCCAAAGCUAUGUGGGUUUUCUUCUUUUCUUUUUCCCUGCUGGUAUUCUGGAUUCGCUUAGAACAGUAGUAUCCAGAUGAUUUUUUCUUCUUGUUACACUGUGCGUAAACUUGUACUUCCUUGCAGAAAGAGAAAAAUAAAUUUUUAAUUGUA